Molecule: messenger RNA, 405 nt
Organism: Peronospora matthiolae
Lineage: Eukaryota; Oomycota; Peronosporomycetes; Peronosporales; Peronosporaceae
Source: the annotation of a GenBank genome assembly
AUGAGCCGACUCGGCUUCCCGGCAUCGUUUGUUCAUCUCACCUCGGCUCUUCACACGGGUACAAGAAGCCAAUUUAUCGUAAACGGCUACAUGUCCGAUCCUCUUGAUGUCGGGUGUGGUAUACGCCAGGGUUGCCCGCUGGCACCCUUGCUUUUUAUCAUUGCGGUGGAACCUCUUUACGAGAUACUACAUAGCACGGUGAAGGGUGUUCGGAUCGCAAACACGUCGGAGACACUGGAGAUCAAGGUAUGCGGGUACGGGGAUGAUACUGCUGUGUACGUUCAGUCCCCGGAGGAAUUGUCUGUGGUCAUGCGGACUCUAAUGCGAUUUGGGGCGGCUUCUGGGCUGGUCAUUAAUGCUUCGAAGUCUGUGGGCGGUUCCUCUGUGUGCCGGUGUGAGCAUUGA